Messenger RNA from Zea mays, 2042 nucleotides. Its product is annotated as Pmr5/Cas1p GDSL/SGNH-like acyl-esterase family protein. Gene Ontology annotation, molecular function: acetyltransferase activity. The transcript has a single exon. The coding region runs from base 542 to 1615 and encodes 357 amino acids. Gene Ontology annotation, biological process: xylan biosynthetic process. The record is from RefSeq and is a predicted model, not a curated record. Gene Ontology annotation, cellular component: Golgi apparatus. Lineage: Eukaryota; Viridiplantae; Streptophyta; Magnoliopsida; Poales; Poaceae.
UGUAAAAUACUAUUUUAUCCAAUGGGAGCGAGAUAGUGAAUGGAAUAGGAGCGAGAUCCGCAUGUCCGCCGGCGAGCGCACGCAUCGGCAUCGCACUGCUAGAGCCACCACGGGCCGAGGCCCGCAUGCCGCCGGCGAUCGCACGCAUCGGGCAUCGCAUUCGCAGCGCGUCCAGCCGUCCACGUCCCCAAGCGCCGUCGCGCCAUCACCGUCCCCUCCCCACCCGCUCUGCCGUUGCGCUGUUCCCAUCCCGCCGACCCGCUGCGCCACCGCCACGCUCGCCAAUCUCCAUCCCUAACCCCAACCCCGGCCGGCCAGCCCCACCAUCACCCCACCCCCACCCACCAACCCACCACGCGACGCGGCUGUGGCGUCCCUCUAAUCUCGUUCGCUUCCGCUCCACGCCGCACCCCCGGCCGACUGCCUAACCUCGUGUUGGCCGCGAUCCCGCUCCCGCCCAGAUCUGGUGGCGCCUUCGCCGCUCGAGCGCGUGCCCUCACGGGUGGAGUGCAGGCGGCCGCUCGGUUCAGCCGGCUGGCCGAUGGUUUCGGCCGCGGCGCAGGCGGGUGUGGUCGCGGCGUGCGUCGUGCUCUUCGUCCCCAUGGGGCUGGCCGGCUGGCACCUCAGCCGCAACAAAGUGCUUUUCUUCUCCGGCGCGCUCUUCAUCUCGCUUGCUGUCGGGGUCCACCUAUCCCCGUACCUCCCCUCCCUGCCCCACCUCGCCUCCUCCUUCCUCCUCCCCCACUCCGGCGCCGCGUCCGCGUCCGCGUCCUCCUCCUCUGGGUCUUCCUGCGUCCCGUUUCUGCACCGUGUGUCGUGGUCUGACGCCGCCGGCGCCGCGGACGACGGCUCGGGAGGCGGAAAGGCACGGGCGUGGUCGUGGCCGCCCUCGCUGGCGUCCGCCUGCGGGUUCGCGCGGCUGUCGCGCGAUGACGCGUCGCUGCUGCUUAACGGCUCGUGGGUGAUGGUGGCCGGGGAUUCGCAGGCGCGACUGCUCGUCCUCGCGCUUCUCCGCCUCCUGCUCGACCCGGCCGCGGCGGCGGCCGCCGAGCCGGAGCUCUUCCGCCGGCACAGCGACUACCACGCUGCCGUCCCUGCGCGGGGCAUUUCCGUGGACUUCGUCUGGGCGCCCUUUGAGAGCAACCUCACGCGUCUGCUCCGCGAGGAUCUGCGCCUCGCGCCGCGUCUCCCCGACGUGCUCGUCCUCGGAUCCGGGCUGUGGCACAUGCUCCACGUCACGGACGCCGCGAGCUACGGCGAUGCACUGGCGUCCGUCGCGGGCGCCGCAGAGUCGCUCCGCUCGCAGCUUCCCGUGCCGCCACCACAUAUGUUCUGGCUUGGCUUGCCGCACCUCUUGAACCACAUGCUCAACACAGACGCCAAGAGGGCACACAUGAACGGCACCAUGCUUCAUGCCUAUGAUCGUGAGGUCGAUCGGAGGGGUGUUUUGCGCCGUGAUGGUGGCCCGUUCCUGCUGCUUGAUGUGGGGAAGCUCACCCAGGGGUGCGGGCAGCAGUGCACAGCAGAUGGUAUGCAUUAUGAUGGUGGUGUGUAUGACGCUGUCAUGCAUAUCAUGCUCAAUGCACUGGUGAUUGAGUCCCAACAAAGGAUUUGAGUGGGUGGGGGGUUCUUCAACAGGUUUGCCCCCAACCCCUUGUUCUUUUUGGUCAGUCACGGUACACAGGUAACCAGAGAUUGUUGUGAACUAGGGAAGGUUCUUUGAUUGCUUCAACAUUUUGGUCGCUUGCCACAAGUCACAACCCUUGAAUUGCUCAACCUUUAGAUUGUAAAAUAGGGAUAUCCUAGAACCACACUGUUCUUUGCUGAAUGGCAAACCGAACUAGCUGUACUGUAUACUUCUUGGUGGAAUAACUAAGAUGGUGAUUCUGACACGAAGAUUGUGAAAUGCUACGAAAUAUAGUCAUUUUUUUUAAUUUUGGCAACAUAAUUUGUCCUUGCCAUGGUAACUUCGAGAACUUAUUGGACUGUAAUUGUGCUACUCCCUCUUAAUAUAAUAAAAUGCACAUCAUCACUAAAUCUAA